Clonostachys byssicola is the source of this 1074-nucleotide messenger RNA. NCBI's taxonomy places the organism in Eukaryota, Fungi, Ascomycota, Sordariomycetes, Hypocreales, Bionectriaceae. The record is from the annotation of a GenBank genome assembly.
AUGGCCACCACAACAUGGCUUAUGAAGCUCCAAGAGCAACUGAACGUCGACAUUGAUUGCAUGGAUCCAGCAGAGGCAAAGAAGCUGCUUCCAUUCAAGCCAUGCGACCAAACCAGCAAUCAGCGUCUGGUCUACGAGCAAAUGAUCUCCCCUGAGAACCGGGAUUUGUUCUUGCAAACGGCAAAGGAGGCCAAGGACGAGGGCUGGGAGGUCAUUCUCAACCGCAUGAGUGCUCGCCUUUGUGCUAAGAAUAUCGAAAACAUCGAGGGCCGGGUGUUGUUGCAGUCCUCGGCCCGGUUUGCGUACGACACCGACAAGGUAAUCGAGCAUGCCCGUGCAUAUGCGCACGAGUUUGAAAAGGCGGGCAUCUCCAAGGAUCGAAUCUGCAUCAAGAUCCCCGCCACGGGCCCGGCCUUGAACGCCAGCCCAAUUCUCCUCAAGGAAGGUAUUCGCACUCUAGGCACGAGUUUGUUCUCGGUGGUCCAGGCAAUUGCAGCCAGUCAAGCUGGGUGUCUCUCCAUUAGCCCUUAUAUCAAUUUCCCAUGGUACCAUGCCGAUCGGAAGCAGUGGCCGGAUGUGCAGGAUCCAGCUUUGGAGCAUCCCAUGUCCCAUCGUUUGGUGCAAAUCAAGCAGGUGUACGAACGCCUUCAUAAAGAAACGGGAAAAGAGCAACCGCUGUUGAAGCCAGCAAGCUUCAUUUCUGCCAAGGAAGCUAUGGCCAUGGGUGAGAUUGGUUGCGAACAUGCCACGAUCCCAGAGAACAUUUUGCUUGAACUGUCACUGCUGGAUGCGGAGGCAAAUCCUCCUCCCGGGACUGAUUCAGUCAAAAAAAGAGGAGUCGUCGCACCAAGGCUCACUCAUCUGGCUGACAGUGACCCUCUAGCCGGAGACAAAUGGAAGGGACGGCUGCCAUCAACUGAAGUUGACUAUCUUGCUGAUAAUGGCGCGGCUUUGACUGAAGCCAUUGCAGAAGAUGAGACCACAGAGCGAGGAUUGCGUGAGGCUCUGUCGGCUUUUGAAGACAACGAACUCCAGAGCAGGCAAGCGAUUGAAGAGUUGCUCAAGCAACUGUGA